This is a messenger RNA of Leptonychotes weddellii (Weddell seal), 2928 nucleotides long. NCBI's taxonomy places the organism in Eukaryota, Metazoa, Chordata, Mammalia, Carnivora, Phocidae. The record is from RefSeq and is a predicted model, not a curated record.
AUGAGAAAUCAGACUCAUAAUUUUCCCAAAGUUAUAGAAUUGGAAGUGGCCGUGCUGCAAAACACAAGGGCAGACAGGAAUGAAGCUAGAGGGAUUGUUUCCAUUACUACCCUAACUGUGCUGGCCUAUGAACGUUAUAUUCGUGUGGUCCAUGCCAGAGUGAUCAAUUUUUCCUGGGCCUGGAGGGCCAUUACCUACAUCUGGCUGUACUCACUGGCAUGGUCAGGAGCACCUCUGCUGGGCUGGAACAGAUACAUCCUGGACGUACAUGGACUAGGAUGCUCUGUGGACUGGAAAUCCAAGGACGCCAACAACUCCUCCUUUGUGCUUUUCUUAUUUCUUGGCUGUCUGGUGGUGCCUCUGGGCGUCAUAGCCCAUUGCUAUGGCCAUAUUCUGUAUUCCAUUCGAAUGCUUCGUUGUGUUGAAGAUCUUCAGACAAUUCAAGUGAUUAAGAUUUUAAGAUAUGAAAAGAAAGUGGCAAAAAUGUGCUUUUUAAUGAUAUUUAUCUUCCUUAUCUUUUGGAUGCCUUAUAUCGUGAUCUGUUUCUUGGUGGUUAAUGGUUAUGGACACCUGGUCACUCCAACAGUAUCUAUUGUUUCAUAUCUCUUUGCUAAAUCAAGCACUGUAUAUAAUCCGAUUAUUUAUAUCAUCAUGAUCAGAAAGUUCCGAAGAUCUCUUUUGCAACUGCUAUGUUUCCGACUGCUGAGAUGUCAGAGGCCUGCUAAGGACCUACCAGCCAAUGGGAGUGAAAUGCAGAUCAGACCCAUUGUGAUGUCACAAAAAGAUGGGGACAGACCAAAGAAAAAAGUGACUUUUAAUUCUUCUUCCAUUAUUUUUAUCAUCACCAGUGAUGAAUCACUAUCAGUCGAUGACAGUGACAAAACCAGUGUGCCAAAGGUUGAUGUAAUCCAAGUUCGUCCUUUAUAGGAAGGAAUAAUGGUAAUGAAAGAUGAGGCCUCCUACUGGAAACCACUUCUAGACUUCCAUUUUAAGGACUGUUUUGGAAUCCCCAUUCUAUGUAAUAUUUUGGGGGAGGAAAAACUUUCUUCUGCCCUAAAAGUUUCUUCUGCCUGGUGUAGGAAUAAAAUUGACAUGAGACAGAUUAACAGGAGAAAAAAAACCCGAAAGUUUAAUUCUGUGUGCACGGAGUCCCAAUAAUAAAAUUGAGACCCAAAGAAAUGAGCAAGACAUGUAGCUUUUACACAUUUUAAACAAAGAGACAUAAAUCUAUAAGGAAUUGACAGGACAGGAAAACUCAUGUUUGGGAGCUUCGAUCAGUAAAGAAUUCUAAAUGGGAUUUGGGCUGGGUAGUAAUUUAGUAAAAGUAAGGUUUAUUUAUGUAGGUUUUUUCAGCCCUCAAUUCUCUCUCUCUGAUGAUACAGAUGUCUCUCUACCCCCUGCUUUAGGGAGGUACUUGUCACACAAGAGAUUUCCUGCUUUCAGGGGGACAAAGGAAGGUCAGACUGUCUUUUUUGCACUUGCUGUUUCUUAAGGAAGUUUAAUUCAAAAUUGUGGCAUAUUUUGGGGCAGCAUGCCCUGGGCUCCCACAAUAUCAACAGAACUUUUGUGGCUCAGCAGGAAAUCUGAUUUGCCCAUAUGCUUUCUAGUCUCUGGAAGCAACUGAGCAAGACAAUUGUUUUAAUUCAAUGGGUGCUUUCCAUAACAAAAAACCACUUAUGGCACAAGAUGGGCAUCUGGCACCAUCAACUUCUUACAUGUUGAAAAUUUUCAUUUUGAAUAUAUUUUUUUAAAUGACACUAUUUUCCAAGGCACAUAAUACAGUUUUCUCAAAAAUACUUAGCUGUAUUCACAGCUCAAAAAUGGCUGUAAAAAUAACUUUGUAUCAUACAUGUGUGAAAUCACUAGGAAAUCUCAAAUUUUCUGUAGUGUUGGAUCCUAUUCACAGUCACAUCCUCUUUUUGACCAAAUUUAUCAAAGAGACAAUUCCAGGGUGAAAAAGAAAAUCAGCACCUUGGCUUCCUCUGAAAAAAAAAAAGACUUGCUGUAUGCAGUAUGAUAUAGAGGAGCUUCAAGAUGAAUAAGCAAGGUGUUAUCCCUCAAGCACAUGCUCUGAGAUUAGUAAAUAAAUCUUCCCCCAUUUCCUAGGCAUUUUUCAAACUCUUGCUUCUAUACUAUAUUGUAUAGUAUAUAAGCAAUGCUGCUAAGCAAGCUCCAGAAGGAAUAUUAAAAAGCAACCCAGGAAAGAAAAGGUGGUGAAUUUCAAAGUAAUCAUGGAGGCUAGGGAAUCAUACAUUAGCAGGGGAUGUACAUGGAAAGGAUGUGUUGAUGGCCGAUAAGUAUUUCCAUGUUUCAUUUCAAACAUAACUCGGCAAGAUUAUCUUCUCUUCUUGACAAUUUGCCACAAUUUUGCCAAGAGUUUUGGGUUUAGAAAAGGAGUUCCAAGCAAAAAAUUAAACAAACCUACAUUUGAAGGGGAUGAAAGUAAGUGUAAAACUGUACUCAUAAAAUGUAUUAUUUAAUCCUUUUUGCUCUUCAGUCAGUCUACUGGCUAAUCAAUGGUCAGUGUUAGUGAAGAUGCUAUUUUCCCAUGAGUCAUUGUUUAGACUACACACAGCUCAUUAGAACUCAAGGAUUUCUUUAACUAUAUAAAAAAGAAACUGAACCAUUUAAUUUUAUUGCUUAGUUUUUAUUUCUUAGAUGACUGUCCUACUGGUGUAGCAUCUUCAUGAUUAAUCAUGUCUGAAAGAAUUCUGAGUGUUUCAGUUGCUCAACUGAAGAAGGAAGAACCAAAGAAAAUGUUUUCACUAAAAGAACUUUUCAAAAUCAAGUUUAUCGCUGGUUAGUAAACUGCUUCUUGAGAAUCUCAAAUGGAAUAAUUUCUAUAAAAACUGUCUUCCCUUAUUUCCUUUCCACUCUGUUGUAUAUAUCGAUGUUUAAUUUGUAAAUAAAACUCUUAUUCUUCACUUA